AUGUAUGAGGAGAAGGACAAACAAGCAAACUUAUCAGCUACUAGAAAUAGGUUUAAGUUCGACUCUCAAGGACAGCCUCAAAAGUCUCAUUUGACGCGAAGAGUUCCAACAGAUAGUAUAUAUUCUCAGCGAACCACGGGAUCUGGUGCAGGAACUGUACUUAAAAAUUCGCUGGAGACUUUGAAACUGCGCCAGACAUCCGUUCGGGGCUUCUCGUCCUACGCUGCCAACCUUAUUGAAAGCCAGGAAGAAUGUUCUUCAUCCUACCCCCCCCAUGCUCAAAAAUUCUGGAAGUAUCAUGUCUUGCAAAUCAGCCAGUUUGAAUUUUAUCUUACAACAAACCCUGAUAACAGACACAAAUUUAUCAGAGGCGCACCUGGCUACUACGUUGAGCUUGUACUCAACAAUGAUUUGGAUGGAGAUUACGUUUCGGCUUCAAACUAUGGGUUUCAGUUGGUGUUUAGAAGACAAAGAUACCCAAUAUCAAAAACUGAGUCGAGCGAGACAAAAUUCGACCCGUCUCAGGUUUUCACAGUUAUGAAACAAUCGCAUUCUAAAGGGGGAGAUUUUGAGGUUGUGGGACAAAGCAGCGAGUUUGUGGAUUAUGAAGGACGACAUUCGUACACACCCAAGCAGCAAAAAAUCGCGGCCACCUUUCUAAACAAAGCCAACUCGCUCUCCCAAAAUGGUAUGGUGAUGGAAACUUGCUAUCGCCUCCAACAUCUUCGAGUCUGUACGCUUAAAGAAAAAAAGAGCACCAUAUUGUUCAAGAACAAAAUCGACGGAGUUAAGUUAUCAAAAGAAGGUUCAAUUUACUAUAUCGAUGAUAAAAUAGGUGGCUCAUACUGGCAUGAUUCAAUCAUAGGACUUUUCAGACCUUGCGAAAGAGAUAUAAAAGCCAGAAUUACGAAAAAAGUAUUUUCGAAAGGGGAUUCGUUCCAUUCAGUUCGUGAAGAGCUCAACGAGAAUUUGGAGGCAAUGAGCCUUGAUGAUGAGGAAUCUUCAAGCGACCGUACGUUUUAUUUUGCUCGAGAUGGUCUUCUUCAAAGACAUCCUCAAGAUGAUUCACCGAACGAUUACAAACUGGGCUGGAUCACUAUUUACGACAAAUCAGAUUACUUUUCAACUCCGAAUGGAAAUUGGGAAAUGGUGCUGGGAGUCACAUUUGCUGCCGCUUUUGAACUGAUAAUUGAUAGGUUUGUUCGAGAUUCGGCGUUGGCUUGAUGCCUCUUUAAGAUAAAGUGGUAAUUAAAAUACUUUAUCUUAUCAUCAUAGCUUUCCAGAUUGGUAUCACACCGGUGAAAAAUCUCAGCCCGGAAUAAUAAUUUCGAUAACAUUAACCCAUCCAGGAAGGACCGAAAAAUUUCCGGCUCUGCUUCAAAUCGAAACUAGCUUCAGUCAUAAUUUUAGGCGCGCGAAUUCAUGGCGCCUGGCGUAAAUUUCUUGUCCCCCGGUGAAUAUAUAAGAAUCUUACCCUUUUGGGAACCUUCAUUCUGAUUUGAUUUAUUAUAUAAGAAGCACAAAUUUGUCCUUCUAUUAAUCCACUGAGUACGAAGGAAAAAAUGACGGUCAAUCCUAAGAAGACAAUUUGUGUGUUUUGUGGUUCAUCAUUUGGAAAAGAAUCUUCCUAUUCUCAAGCGGCAACUGAGCUAGGGAGAUUGCUUGCGGCAAAGGAUUAUGGGCUUGUUUAUGGUGGCGGAACUACAGGACUGAUGGGACUCAUUGCCAAAUCUGUUGCAUCACAAGGUGGUUAUGUUCAUGGAAUAAUUCCCGAUGCUCUGGUCUCUAAAGAGCGAACUGACUCUGUUGAUGAGAUAAACGAAAAAAUACAAUCCGAUGUGGAAAAUCACAAAGGAGAAACACCCUUAGACGAUAGUUAUGGCAGAACUACAAUUGUGUCCGAUAUGCACACAAGAAAGAGAAUGAUGGGCAUGGAAGCUGAUGGCGGUUUUGUUGCCAUGCCUGGAGGAUUUGGCACUUUGGAAGAAAUCAUGGAAGUUACCACAUGGUCUCAAUUAGGGAUUCAUCAAAAACCUGUGGUUUUGUUUAAUGUUGAUGGCUUCUACGACGACUUCAUCAAAUUCCUGAACAAAGCAGUGGAAGCGGGUUUUAUCUCCAAGAAUAAUAGUAAUAUUGUGGCGGUUGCAAGCACACCCGAGGAAGUUAUUGAGAAGUUAGAUAAUUACGUCGUCCCAGACGGGAGAUUCAACCUUACUUGGAAAAACCAUUAGGUGGGUCACAUUUGUCACCAUGACUCCGAGGAGACUUUUCGACUCCAUCCUAAAUAAAUGCAUUUUAUUAAGCGUGCUCAGUCAUAGGUCUUGAUAUAAUCAAUACUAUCAACACAUUCAGCAACUGUCAUUUGAUUAUUGCCUAGAAUUUUGCUCACUUCGAUUCCUGCGUCAACUGUAGAUGCAUAAGCAUCAUGUUCGAGAAUAAGACCGGUUGACCCAGAAGCUUUCCAAUGUUUCACAUCGUUGAAAAUCUGGCUGGAUGUUUUGGAUGGUGGUGAUGUCUCCAUUUUCCAAUCAAACGUAUCAUAGUCCCAAAGGACAGCUUGCAUUCCAAAGGCCCUAGCAAUUUGUCUAACUCUAUCAUCAACACCACCGUAUGGAGGUCUAUACCAUUUCGGCAAAUGGGCACCAGUUGCGUUCAUCGCCCAAAUGGACCAUUCCAAUUGAGCAACAAUCUGCUCGUUUGUUAGACCUGGCAAAAACUUAUGAGACCAUGUGUGACAGCCAAGCAAAUGCCCAUUUUGUUUGAUCUGGUUAUAGAUUUCUGGAUACCGAACUACAUUCAUCCCAACAGUGAAGAAUGUAGUUUUGUGAUUUAGACCUGCAAGAAGUUUAGGCGUUGAGGCUGAAGGACCGUCAUCGAAGGUCUGAGAAAGGACGGGACAAGUGUAAGCAUCAUCGAAGGAAAUGCAUUUGAAACAAUCAAACGAGCAGCUGGAACGGUCUGGAGGACAUGUACCUGCUGACCGAGGGGGAAAGUUUGGUAUUGCUUUCAAGUCAAUGAAGUCCAAUGGAAUGUAAGGUGGGUCCGCUCCUGGCCAUUCUUUUAGUCCAGUAACAUCAGAAAGCCAUUUUGGCAUUGGAGUAGUGGCCAUCAUAGAUACGUUGACAGACGACAACUCAGUAAAAUGGUGGGUUGUAGCUCCUUGAGCAUUAAGUUCGGCAGGAGCCGCUAAACUAAAUCUUCCCUCGAAAAUAUAGAAGGCCAGGGAAAGGGGGAUAAAAUUGAAUCUCAUAGCUUAGCUGGAUAUUUGAGUUAGAUCUCGUGGUUUGUUCGUCGGGUUGAAAGAAAAGGGGAUAGUUAAUGUUCUAGACAAGGUUUCAAAUUGUCAGUUAAUUGAUUUAAGCGCCAUGAAGCAUAUGCAUCAAUAAAUAUUUAUCUUGCUUGGGUCAACGCGCUCUGGUCCGUUUUGUUGUUGUCAUCACCUGUUGUUGCACCAGGGAUACACAAGGGUGAAAUAUCCUCCAUUACCUUGUCGGAAGUAAAGCUGUCCCUCCUUCCAACAGAACUGAGAGAGUAAUUCGCAAAUGUAGGUGAGUUCCCACCUUUUUUACGUGUCUUGCUCGUUCUAAAAUCUGGCUGAUCAAAAGGCUGAGAAUCGUAAAAACUGUUAAUUCCUAGUGCUGUGGUGGAAAUGCUGGGUAGCCUUUUAGAGCUGGCGACGGACCCUCCAAUUGUUGACCGUCGCUGACUUGAAGAUCUACUUACGGAUGAGGAGUUCGAAGCAGAAGAAUUGGAGCCUGUGGAUGAUCCAGGCAUGAAUUUAGCCAGUUGCUGCUUCAAUUGUUUAUUCUCUUCUUUCAAACUUUGUAUUUCCUUCAUUAAUUUUAAAACUAUUCCUUCCUGUUCCUUCUCCAUUACAUCUAUGAGAUUCUCUGGACUCAAAGGUAUACCGCCCAUUGAGGAUCUUCUUGAUCUGGAGGAGGAACCAUUAGAUGAUAUUGAAGAAUGAGGCGCAUUCUCAAGCUUAGUAAGCGAAGAGACAUUUGUCGAUUUGGGACUUAUGGUAGCUUGGUUUGCUGAGAAAGUGGCAACAUUGGGACUGUUAAUAACUUGCGGUUCAGAGAGCAGUGUAUCCGUUGUUGAUGGCAACCUAUUGGGUAAGAUAUGACGAUCCGCCGUUAUAGGUUUAUUUAGUUGUGAGCUCGUUAUGCGCGGUGAAGUUUGUGCGCUAGGGGACUGGC
This is a messenger RNA of Ogataea polymorpha, 4199 nucleotides long. RefSeq lists its product as uncharacterized. The coding region runs from base 1 to 1224 and encodes 407 amino acids. The record is from RefSeq and is a predicted model, not a curated record. Lineage: Eukaryota; Fungi; Ascomycota; Pichiomycetes; Pichiales; Pichiaceae. The transcript has a single exon.